GGUCAGGUUCAUGAAUGAAUUCGAAUAGCUGGGCGAUAGCAAAUAAAGAAAGGGAACUCGUUGCUCGUGUGCAGCUGUUGUGCGCACCGGAUCACGCCCGGGAAGCCGGACACACACGUUGCACGCCGGCGCGCUGCGUCCCCAAGUCUCCGAGCCCUGUGUGUAAGCUAUAAGGGGAGAGGGCCCUCGUCUCGCCGAGGAAAGAAACAAGAGGGAGCUAGCGGCCUAGCGCGUGCACAGGAGCGAGGAGGAUUAUUACUAGAGCUGACCACCGGUGGUGGAUCGAGGCGCCGAGGAGCUAGUGAACUGAUGGCAGCCGGGUCGCCGCCGCUGGCGCCGUCGCCGGCGAGGGCGGAGUGCGUGCUGAGGGGAGCGUGCGCGGCGAUGGCGGCGGCGGGGGCGCUGCUGCUGGGGCUCAGCGCGCAGACCAAGACCGUGCUCUUCGUCCAGCGGAGGGCCGUCCCCAAGGACGUCCAGGCCCUCUGGGUGCUGAUCGUGUCGGCGUCGGCCGCGGCAGGGUACCACGUCGUCCAGCUCGCCCGGUGCCUCUACAUGGCCCGCCUCGCCGUCGCCACCGGCGGCGGUGGCUGCCGGCGACUCAGCCGAGGGGUGGCGUGCGCCUCCUUCCUCCUCGACAAGGGAUGCGCGUACAUGGUGUUCGCGACGACGGUGGCGGCGCUGCAGGCGUGCUUCGUGGGGCUCAUCGGCGUCGAGGCGCUGCAGUGGAGCAAGCUCUGCAACAUCUACACGCGCUUCUGCGAGCAGGCCGCCGCGGGGAUGCUCUGCAGCAUGCUCGCCGGCGGCGGCAUGGCCGUCCUCUCGGCCUUCUCCGCGCGCGAACUCUUCCGCCGCCCCGCCUGCUGCUCCUCCUCGGCCGCCGCCGGGCAGUGCGCGCGUCUCGCUCUAGGGUGAAACGGCCGAUCACAGGGGAACGCAGUUGGCAUGGGAAGGAAAAGCAGCUAGCGAGAGUGUCACGCGUUGGCUCUUUUUGUUGCCCAAGAUUUGCUUGUAAGGCUAAGAUUAGAAUUGCUUGACCAGGAUCUGACGUCUCGAUCGACUUGAUCAAGUUUACAUACGAGAAAUGAAGAUGAUAUAGUCUUAUGAAACAUUGCAUCUAUGUUUUAUGAUCAGAGAGGAAACAAAAGAUUCAUCUGAAUGAAGACCUCGGGAGUUUGUUUGAACGGGAAA
Molecule: messenger RNA, 1188 nt
Organism: Setaria italica (foxtail millet)
Lineage: Eukaryota; Viridiplantae; Streptophyta; Magnoliopsida; Poales; Poaceae
Product: CASP-like protein 2C4
Exons: 3
Coding region: 310-912 (200 amino acids)
Source: RefSeq, a predicted model, not a curated record